This is a messenger RNA of Peromyscus californicus insignis, 3925 nucleotides long. RefSeq names its product DEAD-box helicase 51 (gene Ddx51). The transcript has 15 exons. NCBI's taxonomy places the organism in Eukaryota, Metazoa, Chordata, Mammalia, Rodentia, Cricetidae. Gene Ontology annotation, cellular component: nucleus. Bases 30 to 1928 code for a protein of 632 amino acids. Gene Ontology annotation, molecular function: nucleic acid binding; ATP binding. The record is from RefSeq and is a predicted model, not a curated record.
GGCGCCGAGGAGCGACAGCGUGUGCGACUAUGGCGCUGUUCCAUGUUGCGCGCUACGCGGGCCCGGAGGCUUCCGAGCUGGGGGAUGCAGAGGCAGAGGCGGGCAGCCGGGCGCGAGUGCUGCUCGAGCGACUGAAGAACCGAGCCCGUGAGCGGCAGCAGCGGGAGCCGAAGCCUGAGUCCGCCGAGGUGGCCGCGGAAGCGGCAGGCAAGCGGCGUCGACGGCCCCGGCGGCGGCGUGGGGUAAGCGGCUCGGUGGUUCAGAGCCCGGAGGCUCCUAGAGCGAAGCGGCAGAAAACGGACAACAGCGCGGUUGCAGGGAGAGGCGAGGAGGCGCCUGGGGAGCUCAAUGCCGGCGCAGAGGACUCAGAUGAGAGGCCCCCAGAGCAGGCCCCAAGAUCCCGGGCUCCAGGCCCGGUGCUGGGGGACUUUGCAAGGAGGAAGACACCGAAGGUGCAGCCUUUCCUGCCGGCAUGGCUGGCAGAGCCAAGCUGUGUCAAGAAGAGUGUCACUGAGGAUCUUACUCCUAUCGAGGACAUCCCUGAGGUUCACCCUGACUUGCAGAAACAGCUGAGGGCUAAUGGCAUCUCUUCCUACUUUCCAGUCCAGGCAGCUGUGAUUCCUGCCCUCCUGGAGAGUGCAGACAGUGGGUUUCUGGUAGGCAGAGGUGGCUACCAACCUAGCGACCUCUGUGUUUCUGCCCCAACGGGCAGCGGGAAAACACUAGCCUUUGUCAUCCCUGUGGUACAAGCCCUGUUGCAUCGAGUGGUCUGCCACAUCCGUGCAUUGGUUGUGCUUCCCACUAAGGAGCUGGCCCAACAGGUGAGCAAAGUAUUCAACAUCUACACGGACACCACACCUCUGCGGGUUGCUUUGGUGACGGGACAGAAGUCACUGGCCAAGGAGCAGGAGAGCCUUGUCCAGAAGACAGUAGAUGGUUACCGUUGCCUGGCUGACAUUGUGGUGGCCACACCUGGCCGCCUGGUGGACCACAUUGACCAGACCCCAGGAUUCAGCCUCCAGCAGCUCCGAUUCCUGAUCAUCGAUGAGGCUGACCGGAUGAUAGACAGCAUGCACCAGUCCUGGCUGCCCCGAGUGGUGGCAGCAGCCUUCUACAGUGAAGGCCCCUCAGGCUCCUGUGCCCUGCUCCAGAGGACACAGCCCCAGGCUGUGACUGCUGCCAGCACUUGCUCUCCCCAGAUGCCUCUCCAGAAGCUGCUCUUCUCAGCCACACUGACCCAGAACCCUGAGAAGCUGCAGCGGCUUGGCCUCUACCAGCCAAGGCUUUUCUCCACAAGGCUGGGACACAUUGGCCCUAAAGACACAGUUGAGGUGGAUGGAAACUUGGAGGGGAAGUACGCCUUCCCCGUGGGGCUCACGCACCACUAUGUGCCCUGUCGACUCAGCUUGAAGCCACUCCUUGUCUUACACCUUGUCCUUGGGAUGAACUUCUCAAGGGCCCUUUGCUUCACUAACUCCCGAGAGAAUUCCCACAGGCUCUUCCUGUUAGCACAAGCUUUUGGGGGUGUGAGCGUGGCUGAAUUCUCCUCCCGCUAUGGGCCUGGCCAAAGGAAGAAAAUCUUGAAGCAGUUUGAACAGGGAAAGAUCCAGCUCCUUAUCAGCACAGAUGCUACUGCUCGAGGCAUUGACGUGCAGGGUGUGGAGCUGGUAAUCAACUACGAUGCCCCCCAGUACCUGAGGACCUAUGUGCAUAGGGUUGGCAGAACAGCCCGAGCUGGAAAAACAGGACAGGCCUUCACACUUCUCUUGAAAGUGCAGGAAAGGAAGUUCCUCCAGAUGGUGUCAGAAGCUGGGGUGCCUGAGCUGGCACGUCAUGAGAUCCCCAGGGAGCUCCUGCAGCCACUAGUUGCUCGUUACGAGACAGCCUUGUCUCAGCUGGAGAAGACUGUCAAGAAGUCAAGAGAAUGACACAGACCACGUGGAAAGAGGGCAGUGACACUAGAGGACAAUCGAGAAUCACGAGGCCAGCCCAGACUUGUGCUUGUCACUGACAGACACAGUCAGUGUCUGUGAACACUGGACAGACUGUACAAGACUUCUGGACUCGUCUGCCCUGCUGCCAUGUUCUGAUGUUCAUAAGAUUCCAAGCACUCCUCUCUGUUCCUUGUUCUGUGCCACUUACUUUCCAUCCUCUGGCUUCCACCACCCUCCCCUCCCAGAGCACUGCCAUGACCACCCAUCUGAAAACACACCCGAGGCUACCUGAUCCUACAGUUUUCCCACACUGCUACCAAGCAUUUUUCUCCCUAGAUUACAUUUUACAAAAGGCAAAUGGAAAUGAGUCAACUUUUGUAUGUAUAAGAUUAUCCAAACACACACAUAAACAAAAAGAAACCUAAGAAAGGAAAAGCUAUUCACAGCCCUAAAGUGCCCACAGACAGGGGACUGAAACUGACAUUCAGCCUGCGAGGCAUCUUUUCCAUCUGUGCAAAAACACAGCAGUAGAACGAGCACCUCUUCCCUUUACAUAGUCAGUUUCAGAGUUGCGUGAUGAAAGGUUAACCUUCACUGUCAAUCUGACUGGCUUUAGAACUGCCCAGGAGACAACCCUCUGGGAAAGUCUGUAAGGAGGUUGCAGAGCAGAGGGGAGGACCCACCCUGAAUGUGGACUGGGAGCCCAGACUCAACAACAGGUAAACGGAGCAGUGAAGCCUGGAGAGCACCACCAUCUGUCUCCCUGCUUCCUGAGUGCAGAGGCAAUGCCACCUGUCUCCUUUUCCACACUGCCACAACUUCCCCGCCAUGAUAAACAAAAGUAAUCCAGCUGCUAACCCACCCUUCAGGUCCAUUUAGUGAACAUUUAGUCAUUUGAUCUCCUCAUUAUCACUGACAAAAGCUUUGUAACUGCCCCACUAUUUCUAUAGGAGACAAGAGCACUAUUAUAAUAACUAGCAUGUAAGGUUUGUGGCCUAAAUACUAAAAUCUACUCUGCAACUGUUCAUUAAGCUCCUCCUACGACUACCUGUUACCACUCUCCUGACUCAGUUUUGUAAACACAGGCACAACAGGCUUGUUUUUUAAAUAAGUCCUCCUCAGGGUCCCUCUAUGGUAGAGGGGGCCUCUCACGAAGACCUACACACAGAGCAGAGCCCAAAUACCUGGGACUCCAGUCCUAGGUCAAGCUAUAGUUGCCAAGUAAAGGAUCUAAUUAGCCCUUGUGCCACAGUUCCUUCACUUGUUAAAGGUAGCUCAUAAUACAAAACACCAGGAGACUGGUACAGAGCUCCUAGGGCAGCACUGGUUGGGCAAGCCCUCCAAGGGUCACCCAUCACUGGAUGCUGUGACACAGAAGAUCCACAGCACAUUGACCACAGUGUGUACAUCUCCUCAGACACACUAUCUUGCUGUUCCUUCCUUCAAAUCCUCAACGGUUCUCCCUGCUGCCAAGUGGUCACUAGUGGGCUGGUCAUGGAACCUGGGGUGCCUGCAACAUACUGCACUGUGUUCUGUGCUCUAGCCAUACUGGCACUGCCCCUACCCUUCCACUGCAAAGAACAGGACAGCCAGUGUGCUGUGCCUACCCCUCACUACUCACCUUCUGCUAUCCCCAACAAUUUUGUCCCUAAUAGGCCUAGUGACACUUCCAUGGUUCUGAGUAGUGUUAGCACAACUUGCCACAAGUCUAAUAUUUCACCCUCUGUAAGGAUCAAAUCUUCUGCUUCACAUCUAAGUCUGCCACAAGACCUAACGGCUCCUGAGCAAGCAACAGAAGCCUGACUGAAAUGCAGUGAUGGUGUCUGUUGAGACGGCUCAGCAACCUGAGUUUACCCUCUGUGACCCAUGUAAAGAUGGAAGAAGAAAACCAACUCUACAAAGUUGCAACCCACCCCGGGCUUUUAAAAACAAAAACAAAAACACUCUGGGUAAAUGCAAAGAUGGUACUCUUGGACAAUAAGUAAAUGAAC